Molecule: messenger RNA, 357 nt
Organism: Olea europaea var. sylvestris
Lineage: Eukaryota; Viridiplantae; Streptophyta; Magnoliopsida; Lamiales; Oleaceae
Exons: 2
Coding region: 1-357 (118 amino acids)
Molecular function (GO): nucleic acid binding
Source: RefSeq, a predicted model, not a curated record
AUGGGGAGCAGCAAACAAGUUAAAGUCUCGAAUCGGGAAUUGAAGAGGAUACUUGAGGUCACAAUGAGUUCUUCAAGAAAGGAUUGGUCUAAAAAGAUUGACGAUGCCUUGUGGGCAUAUAGGACAGCUUUCAAAAUAUCGAUAGACAUGUCUUUUUAUCACCUAGUUUUUGGAAAAGUGUGUCACUUGCCAGUUGAAUUAGAGCAUCGUGCUUAUUGGGCGAUCAAAAAUUUGAAUUUUGAUUUGAAAAUGGCUGGUGAAAAGCGUUUACUUCAACUAAAUGAAAUGGAUGAAUUGUGCCUGGAAAUAUAUGGGAAUGCAGAGCUUUACACAAAAAUGCACCAAAAAGUAGAAUGA